This is a messenger RNA of Mesorhabditis belari, 597 nucleotides long. NCBI's taxonomy places the organism in Eukaryota, Metazoa, Nematoda, Chromadorea, Rhabditida, Rhabditidae. The record is from the annotation of a GenBank genome assembly.
AUGGCCCUUUCUGAAUACUCACAUAAUUCUCAUCAAACCGAAUUCCACGAGAGAACCGAACGCUAUGAGUAUGAUAGCGGAUGGCGCACUGUGCCGAAAGAACGAGUGCCCGAGGAUUGGGUGAUCGAGAACGAGGUCGUCGAUCCACAAGAUGCAAUGCUCAACGAUCGAAUGGCUCCACCACCAGCGCCGCCAAUGGGCGAACGAUAUCAGAGUCGAAAUAAUGAUUCGGGAAUCCCUCUGGCUCCGGGCGCUCCCGAAGUGUUAUCGAGUGGGAAUGGAGAAGUGACAUUGAGAUGGGAAGAGCCACCACAGAGAGCCGAUGAUGGACCCAUUUUGGGAUAUCAAUUGCAACAAAUCUGGAUCAAGCAGGCGCCAUUCAAUUGCGAUUUCGGCGGCUGGGCGAAGGGGGUUUCGGCCCUCCGUCAGCCGCAUCAAAUCCCGUUCAUCCGACGCUCAAUAUCGGUGGUGCACAUGGCUCCAUCCGGCCGUGGUGUUCCCGUGAAACCGGAGGCUCCAGAAUAUCUAGAAGUUGAUGGAGAUCGGGAUCCGUUUAUGCUGGCACCGGCGAGACUCCGAACUCUACCUGUGCUAGGG